Molecule: messenger RNA, 6466 nt
Organism: Formica exsecta
Lineage: Eukaryota; Metazoa; Arthropoda; Insecta; Hymenoptera; Formicidae
Gene: Prosap
Product: SH3 and multiple ankyrin repeat domains protein 3
Exons: 17
Coding region: 1333-6159 (1608 amino acids)
Cellular component (GO): postsynaptic membrane; dendritic spine; postsynaptic density
Molecular function (GO): synaptic receptor adaptor activity; ionotropic glutamate receptor binding
Source: RefSeq, a predicted model, not a curated record
UUUGUUGUAAUUCCGAACAUCCCCACGUGCAUAUGAAACACUGCUCUAAAUUUUCCUUUUGUAUUUUUUAAAGCAUUUUCUUCGAAAAAAAAUAUAUAUCCACUCCAUAUAUUAAUGUGUGAUCAAUAAACAAUGAUCGUUAAAAGUAUUAAAAGUAUUAUUAAAACGUAAAGUCCAAUACGUUUUCUCUUACAUAUAUUUUUUUGAUCAAGUUGGACAUUUAUUGUACAUUAUUUGUAUAUUAACAUUUUAAUGAAAUUUCCUCAUACUGCCAUUGAUGACGAUUUUUGUCACUUUAACAUUCCUCGUUCUCGAAGAAGUUUACCUUCAUCCCGUGACACGCUCGCAACGCUUGCACACACCACCGCUCUCUGCAAUUCUCAGAAAGUAUCAAAUCUCAAAGCUCGUAGGCGCGCGGUAAACAGCUAUAUUACGGUAUUUUUCAACGGCCCUUCUCGCGUGCAUGUCGGAAAAUGGUACUACGAGGAAUUCUCAUUGAGAUAACGAUACGACGGACCGUCGUAAAAGAGGGUUGUACGCACAUAUAUCGCGAGAGAGAAAGAGAGGUACAAGGAAGGAGGAGAAGAGGGAGAGAGAGAGAGAGAGAGAGAGAGAGAGUCGUUUAUGAGCUGGGUAGAGAUGCGAGAUAGAAAAUUUCUACGCGCGAUUUCGUUGUGGUUUUUCUUUUUUUUUCUUUUUUUCAGGAGACGCUCACAGUUGUAUUAUGUCGCAUUCAGCCGCGCGUAGCGAGCACGCGCCGAUCGAAAUUUGACGUUUGUAGCGGCGCGCGAGCUUCGGUCGGCUUCCGCGGACGGCGUCGCCGUCGACAUCUCUCGACUCGCGUGUGCGGGCGAUCAGUCAGUCGGGAGCGCGAGUUCAGUCUGGUAAGACGCGUCGUCCAUCGUCCGUUCGCCGGUUCGCGGCGUCGUUCCGGCGUCUCACGUUUUCCAUUUCGUUUCGGUAACGUCAAACGCGCGCGCACGCAUCACGUCGCGGUUCGUCGCAGAUCGAGGUGUCGUCCGUGAUAAAGUGCCCGCGGAUCUGUGUAUUAUGUUCACCUAUCACUUGAGAUAAAGUGUCAUCGGACAUAACGGAGCCCAGUCUCUUCUCACGCGAGGGAGGAAUCGAACAGCGGAGUCUCAUCGCGCCGAGGAAAGGUGGUCCCCACCACGUCAAACCUUUCAAACUUCUUCGAGACACGGUUGAUUUUCUAUCGCUUCUGAUGCUGCGGUCGGCGGAUCACCUUCUUCUGCAUCCGAGCGGCGAGAUCGCGCUCCGAUUAUGAUGUGAGCUACUGAAGGUGGGAUCCUCAGGAACCGUGAGGUCCUCGCAAUGGAGGCGGGACCAAAGCAGCAGCAGCCGCCGCAGCAGCAGCAGCCCCAGCAGCAGUCGCCUCAGCAGCAACAGCAGCAGAACUCACCUGGCAACGCGACUCAGGCAAUCAUCGGUCCUCAGGGUGGUUCGACGCCGCAGGCACAGCAGAAUGCGGAGGACGCGCUCGCGGCGGCGGAGAACACCCCCGUCAACGAGGGUAUGCUCCUCGCUCGGAUCCACGUGCCCGAGCUCUACGUCAGCAAGUGUCUGCAGUUCCCGAAGGAUCAACUGGUCUGGGACGUGAAGCAGCAGUGUCUGGCGUCCUUGCCCAAGGUGGCCACUUGGUACAGGGAACUGAAGGAGAGCUUCAAUUACGGCCUCUUCUGUCCGCCGGUGAAUGGAAAAGCCGGGAAAUUCCUAGACGAGGAACGCCGCCUCGGCGAUUAUCCAUUCAAUGGACCCGUCGGGUACUUGGAGCUCAAAUAUAAGAGGCGGGUGUACAAGAUGCUGCAUUUGGAUGAGAAACAGCUCAAGGCUAUGCAUACCAGGACGAAUUUGCGGAGGUUACUGGAUUAUGUGCAGAGCAGUCAGGUCGAGAAGAUCGCGAAGAUGUGCAGCAAAGGGCUGGAUCCUAAUUUCCACUGUCAGGAAACGGGAGAGACGCCGUUGACAUUGGCAACCACUUUGAAAAAACCGUCGAAAGUUAUAAUUGCGUUAGUCAAUGGUGGCGCUUUACUGGACUAUCGAACGAAAGAGGGUCUAACGGCGAUGCACCGUGCCGUUGAACGAAACAGUCUGGAGGCGGUGAAAACGCUGCUGGAAUUGGGCGCCAGCCCGAACUACAAAGAUACGAAGGGCCUGACGCCGCUUUACUAUAGCGUCAUUCACAAGACCGAUCCGAUGCUUUGCGAGACGUUGCUUCACGACCACGCGACAAUAGGAGCGCAGGAUCUCCAGGGCUGGCAGGAAGUUCAUCAGGCGUGUCGCAACAAUCUCGUACAGCAUCUGGACCACCUGCUUUUCUACGGCGCUGACAUGAAUGCGCGCAACGCGUCCGGUAACACGCCGUUGCACGUGUGCGCGGUGAAUAACACGGACGCCUCGUGCAUACGUCAGCUACUCUUCAGGGGCGCGCAGAAGGACGCGCUCAACUAUGCGAACCAAACGCCGUACCAAGUCGCCGUGAUCGCCGGCAACAUGGAGCUCGCCGAAGUCAUCAAGAACUAUCAGCCGGAGGAAGUCGUACCGUUUAAAGGGCCGCCACGUUACAACCCGAAGCGGCGCUCGGUGGCCUUCGGUGGCACUUCCACGAUGAUGACGACGAGCUGUUCAGCAAGUAAUCUGGGAACCCUCACCAGGAUACCGUCCACCGAACAACACGCGGCGGCGGCGUCUAGCGCCGGUGGUGGUACCUCUAGUGGUACACUCACCAGAACCAUCUCUGUGGAACAGUACUCUAGUAUCACGCGAGUACCCUCCGCCGAGCAGUACGCUACCGCCGCGAGCCUGAAUCGAGUACCGUCCACGGAGCAACCGUACUCUCCGCCUCCACCGUCGUCCGGCACACUCGUCCGGGUCGCGUCCGAGGAAAAAUACGCGCCGUCCGGCAUCGUCUUGAGCAGAGCCUCGUCCGGCGAACGAUACGACGCCACUUUGAUCAGAGUACCGUCCUCCGAGCAGUACCCGACUGUUAGUACGCUGACCAGAGUACCGUCCACGGAGCAGUACCCGACUGUCGCGGCGAGCAUGAGCAGAGUACCGUCCACGGAACAGUAUCCCUCCACCGGUGGAAUCGCGAUCAUCGGUCAGUCAACCGAGUCGGUCCACCACGGGAGCCUCGGCAGAGUACCGUCCGUAGAGUCGAGCAGAAACGACUUACCGAACCGAAUACCGUCCGAACAGAACGGCCACCGAUUAACGUCGGAGUACCAGAGUCCAAAUUCUUUGAGAGAUCCUAACGCGAGAUUGCCGAGUGCCGCGGAGAAUUAUACGAACUUGAGAAUGGAGGGUCUGACGAGGCUGCAAGAGCAUCGGCUCGAGCUACAACAUCGCCUCGAUAUGCACAGAACACAGAUGGAGAUGCCGCCGUCGCCGUCGCCUAGCAGCAGGAGCUUAGCACCUUUCAGCUCGGCCAGUUCGAGCUUAUCUGAAGGCAGCAAUCAACCGUCCGGCGAGGAUUCGGCCAGCAUCGUCACAGACAAGAGCCUCGGCGACACGGCGUCCGACGUGAUCAGCGACAGUUCCGGGGUAGGAACCUCGCAGUCCGACACGACCAAUUCAUUAUCCAUUCCCGGUACGACGGUUGUCUGCGUGGAGAGCUACAACAGCGGGAUCACUGGCCAUCUGACUAUCAAUCAAGGAGACAUCCUUGAAGUCACCGGUGCCACCGAUUGCGGCCUUCUGGAAGGGGUCCUACGUGGACAAGGUACCGGUCUCUUCCCCGCGCAUUGCGUUCAGGAAGUCAGGCUGCGUCAUACGAAUAUACCUCUGGGCCCGCAGCCCGCCAGGGACGGACGAAAUCGGGUUCUAGGCCGCAGGGAGUCGCAGCAUAAAUACUUUGCUACCGCGCCUAGAUUAAAGAAGCCCGUCACGUCGGAACCCCGCACUGUUGUUCUUCAUCGUUCGAGGAAAGGCUUCGGGUUCGUGUUGCGCGGUGCCAAGGCCACUUCGCCGCUAAUGGAGCUAACGCCGUCUGCCAGGUAUCCGGCGCUACAGUAUCUGGACGAUGUCGAUCAAGGAGGUGUAGCCGAUUUAGCGGGUCUCCGAAAAGGAGAUUUUCUUAUUCAAAUUAACGGCGAGGACGUGACGACGGCCUCCCACGAACACGUAGUCGACCUGAUCAGGAAAUCGGGAGAGUUGGUGCGAAUGACAGUGAUUUCGCCGGUGAUUAGUCUUCCGAAUUCUCAAUCUGCGGCCGCGUUGCCAACUAGUCAACCUAUCCAGAGACAAUAUGCGACUUUACCGCGUAAGGGUAACAACAACGUAGUGAUCGGUGGUACGCUCGGCAGAUCUCCGGCUCCCGUACCACCACGGAGAGACCCGAAGACGACACUAAGCGUGGGCCGGGCGAGGGCGCGAUCGAUGGUCGCAGGAUUAGAAGGAGGCGGCGAAAGAGAUGAUCGCGAUGAAAUCGCGUCGACUGGUGCAAAAUCGAGCAGCGCGGAAUCGAUUCAUAUGCCGCAGCAGCCCUCGACCGGAUCGAACACCGGUCAGAACACUCCGGUGCAACCGAGAACGGCCAGCAUCCGAUCGCGUCCAACAUCCAGCAGGAUUACCGCUGCGGAACUCGAAUCGCAAUCAAAAGUGCGCUUCUUUGGCGGCUUGGGCGGAGGUUCCGAUCUUCACAGAGACUUCCACAGCACACCGGAUCUUAACGUACAGGCGCAGUCCUCGUCCCUUCUGGCGCCCAAGUGCCAUAGAAGCCAAGAAGACGUGAAUGCCUUGAACGGUAGAAACGGGCUUCCACCGCCGAAUCAUCCGCCGCCACCUCCGCCAGUCGGACAAGUCAUCAAGAUGAAUGUCGGCGCCAACGUGCCGGAUGUCGUCACUCCAGCCUCGGUUUACGACAACAUGGCGCACAUCCAGCAAGUCAAAGAACUCGCGGCGGCCACGGUCGAAGGUGGUUAUGGAGUGAUGUCGAGUUUCCGACCAUCUAACAGUGCGAAGCUAUAUGCCUCGCCGGAGGACAUGAAGACCGUCGGUUACCGUUCACGUAGUCUACCGGCUAACCGCCCGCAUCUCAGGAAAUCUCACAGUCUGCGCAAUCCGCCAAACAACACGAUGUUCAAGCCAACCGGCAGCCAACAGGCGCUGAACAACAAUGUCGGCAACAUGAACAGCAACGGGAACGGUAACAAUCAGUACGCGCAACCGCUGAAGACUACCAGGAGUCACAGCACGGCCGGUAUCCGCGAGCGGAAAAAGAAAACCAUUGUCUUGAACGCCAGCUCGUCCGUUACGAAUCUUUCGUCAAUCGCGUCCGGCGCGAAUGGAACGACUGUGCCGCCUAAUUCGGCGCCGCCAAUUCCUGAGCCAGAUUACAGCCUGUCAGAGUCGGAGAAUGAUGACGACGAAGGCGAGGACGACGAGACGGAUGAGGAUGGUGAGUCAGAGAUUGCGAAGGAACUUGAGAAAGCGGCGGCGCGGGAAAAGCUGGAGGCGACACGAGAAACAUCCGGCAACUCCAACACGUCCGGUUCGAGCUCGUCGGGAAGCGGCUCGCUGCCGCACUCGUUCAGCGUCGAGGAGAUCCAAAAGGUGCGCACGCAACUCAAGUCGUCCAAGAGUCAUCCAAACGACUUUCUGCUACAGACGCAGCAGUCGCUCGUCGAGGACGGUGACAACAGCUCGAGUGGCGUUAGCUCGGAUCAGGAUGUGCCAGUGGGCCCGCCGAUGGGCUUCGACGACACCGCUGUGCGGAAUCUGGCCAAUCAGGAGAGCAAUCAGCAUUCGGGAGGUGCGGCUCUGCUAACUUCCGGUGUCAACCCGAUUGACAAGGAGAACAAUCAGAUCAAACGACCGGGUUACGGGGGCAGCGGUUUGCUGACUAGGCACGCGGUCAGCCUGGCGCAGCUGCCGCCGCCGAUCGAGGCGGACGCCGAGGAGCAGAAUAAUGAUCUGUUUGUGCCGCCGCCGCCGGAAUUCAACGCAGGCCCGUCCGCCGGCGGCCAGGAUCAAGAAGUAGUGGUGUUUGCACCACCACCGCAAUUCUGCGAUAACAAACAUCAACAGCAGCAGCAGCAGCAGCAGCAGACAACUUCACAGAAUCGUGUUAAGAUAAUCGGCGCGAUUCCCAAGGUUGCCGGAAACCAGGUGAAGGCGUCGGGCGGAAGGGCAUUGCCGUAAAAAAAGAAUCCGCCGUAAAUUAUAACACGGAUGUCUUGAUCGCGUAUAUCUUUGCUGCGCGAACAGAAGAGAGUUUGCAACACGUAAUUGGUAGAUCGCGAUUUCAAAGUCAAUAUAUUUAGAGGUUUUUCUGCCUUUUCGGUAGUGUAAUCGCCGCGCGACGAGCAUAUUAAAUUUGAACUAUAUCGCUGAAAAGCGAUCGACAGUCCGCGCGGGCGUGCUGUCGUAUAUAAAGCGUGGUCGGCUUGGACGACUUUUUGCCAAUAGUAAAUUCGUAUUCUAAUCGAGCGUCUAGGAGUCGUAGUAU